GAAGAGUAGAAAAGAAAGUGUGUUGCUUGAUUAUAACCAUAUGGCUUCAAAACCAGGAAUCCUCACUGACUGGCCAUGGAAGAGUCUUGGAAGUUUCAAGUACAUGACAUUGGUGCCAUGGGUGGUCCAUAGCAUAUACUCAUAUUUCACACUGAAAGAUGAAAGGAAGAGGGACUUCACAAACUUGGCCAUUUUCCCACUUCUCUUGUGGAGGAUGCUCCACAAUCAAAUAUGGAUUUCCCUUUCUCGCUAUCGAACUACCAAAGGCAACAAUAGGAUUGUCGACAAGAGUAUUGAAUUCGACCAAGUUGAUAGAGAAAGAAACUGGGAUGACCAAAUUUUGUUUAAUGGAAUUAUACUCUACCUAGUUAACUUGACAAUGCCUCAGGCAUCUCAACUGCCCAUGUGGAGAACAAAUGGUAUUAUUCUUAUAAUUUUGCUUCAUAUGGGGCCUGUGGAGUUUCUCUACUACUGGUUCCAUAGAGCACUCCACCACCAUUAUCUUUACUCACGCUACCAUUCUCACCAUCAUUCUUCUAUUGUCACCGAGCCCAUUACUUCUGUGAUCCACCCAUUUGCAGAACACAUAGUAUACUUCCUUUUGUUUGCAAUUCCAUUAUUAACAUCGGUGUUUACCGAUACUGGGUCUAUAAUGGCCAUUGCUGGUUACAUCACUUAUAUUGAUUUUAUGAACAAUAUGGGCCAUUGCAACUUCGAGCUUAUUCCUAAGACCCUCUUCUCCAUCUUCCCCCCUCUCAAGUAUUUGGUGUACACCCCCUCGUUUCACUCUUUGCAUCAUACCCAGUUUCGAACUAAUUACUCACUAUUCAUGCCAAUCUAUGACUACAUCUAUGGAACCAUGGACAAGACAUCAGAGAAAUUGUAUGAAAGAUCACUACAAAGACAAGAAGAUUCGCCCAAUGUGGUGCACUUGACACAUCUAACAACCCCUGAUUCCAUAUAUCAUCUCAGACUAGGAUUUGCAUCUGUGGCAUCCCAUCCCCACACACCUAACAAGUGGUACAUGUGGGCAAUGUGGCCUCUAACUUGUUGGUCUACCGUGGUAACUUGGAUCUAUGGUCGCACUUUUGUCAUUGAGAGGAACCACUUCAAAAAACUCAACUUACAAACAUGGGCAAUCCCAAAAUACACUACUCAAUAUUACUUCAGCUGGCAAAGGGAAUCAAUUAAUAAGUUGAUUGAAGAAGCCAUAUUGGAUGCAGAAGAAAGGGGAAUUAGGGUAUUGAGUUUGGGUCUUUUAAACCAGGGAGAGGCACUCAACAAAUGGGGUGGGCUUUAUGUGCAAAGGAACCCAAAGUUGAAGACAAAGGUGGUGGAUGGAAGCAGCUUAGCAGUGGCUAUUGUGGUCAACAGCAUCCCCAAGGGGACAACCCAAGUCCUCCUCACAGGACGCCUUUCUAAGGUUGCUUCUUCCAUUGCCUUCGCCUUGUGCCACCAGGGCAUCAAGGUGGCUGUUUUACGUGAGGCUGAAUAUGCAAAGCUUUAUACAAGGGUCAACCAGUCCAAAAAUAACUUGGAACUCUCAAAAAGUUAUGCUUAUAAGACAUGGAUAGUUGGAGAGGGAAUGAGAGACAAAGAGCAAAUGAGGGCACCAAAGGGAACAGUAUUCAUACCCUUCUCAGAGUUCCCACCAAAGAAAGUUAGGAAAGAUUGCACUUACCACACCACACCCGCGAUGAUGGCUCCUGUGUCUCUCGAGAACAUCGACUCCUGUGAGAACUGGCUGCCGAGAAGAGCGAUGAGUGCAGGGAGGGUGGCCGGCAUAGUGCACGCACUGGAAGAAUGGAAGGUGGAUGAGUGCGGCCACACUGUGUUUGACAUCGAGAAAGUUUGGCAAGCCAGCCUUCGCCAUGGCUUCCACCCUCUCCCCAUCCCCACUACUACUACUACUUGAUGCAUAUGUAUCACUCUGUCUUUAAAAAUAUACAACUAAAUUCGCCAGUGGUCGGAUGGGUGUGAGGGUGUGUUUAAUUUCCUGACUGUAUAUGGAGAUAGCAUGGGACAAUCAGAGAAUUGCAGCUAGUUAGUCUGCUGAUGCUUUAUUAAAUAAAAAAUAGUUGCUUUUACUUGUUAUUA
Malania oleifera is the source of this 2097-nucleotide messenger RNA. RefSeq names its product very-long-chain aldehyde decarbonylase CER1-like. Gene Ontology annotation, molecular function: oxidoreductase activity; iron ion binding. The coding region runs from base 41 to 1915 and encodes 624 amino acids. NCBI's taxonomy places the organism in Eukaryota, Viridiplantae, Streptophyta, Magnoliopsida, Santalales, Ximeniaceae. The record is from RefSeq and is a predicted model, not a curated record. Gene Ontology annotation, biological process: lipid biosynthetic process. The transcript is spliced from 10 exons.